GAGCUGUUUUCUGUGAGCUCACCAUGCAGAGACUUCACUGCUUUCUGCUGCGCACAUUACAAUCAAGGCGCCAUCUAUACCAGCAGACGACUCAGCACGACUAAAGUUUCACUUAGUGUUUCUAUUUUUCACCAACUACAAAACCGAAAUUGAAAGUAAAAUGGCCGAACUCCAGCGAUUACUUCAGUCUAACGAGGUCUUCAGAUUUGAACCCAUGAAAGCUUUUCUGUCUGGUCUUCAGCAGACGACCACCGCCUCGCCCGUAAAUCUCAACGAAACUACUGGUGCCCUUCCACUGAAUGCUAAUGUCAACCUAACCCGUGGAUCUCCUGGCUUUAACGCCAACCUGAACACCACCAACCUGAACACCACCUCCACCAUCACCAUCGACAACCAAGGGCACGCCAACAUCAACACCAACGUCUCAGCUACAGUUUCACGUUGUCCUGUCAGACAAGAGACUGAUACCCAGACACAAGCGACACCAGACCCUAACGCUAAUGUUUCUGAUGUGGCCAGACUUCUGAUUGGGAUCCGCGAGGAGACAAAUGAAUCUGAGAAAGUGUUACUGAAACAAAUCACUGACACGAUUGUAGGCGCCCACCUGGACACCACCAUCAACACCCACGCCAAUGUCUUGGACGCCAACGAAAGAAUUAAAGAAUCUAAUGAACAGGUGGACAGCAACAACCCAAGUCUCGUCUGGAAACAGUUCACCACCUCAAUGGUCCCAGAACUGACCAAGGUCAUCAACUUCUGCAAGAUGCUGCCAGGAUUCUCCGAGGUCAACCCCGAGGAUCAGAUCCAGCUCAUCAAGCAGGGCAGCUUCGAGGUUAUGGUGACACGCAUCUCCCUUCUGAUUGAUGAGGUCAGCCAGGAAAUGUUGGACCCGCAGCUCAAGAUGAAAUGCAAAAGAGAUGUUGUCCGUCAGAUGCCUAUGGGGCCACUCAUAGAUCAAAUGUUUCAAGUGGCAGAACAGUUGAACCCACUCCGAUUGACCGAUGGAGAGUAUGGUCUGUUCACAGCAGCCUUACUCAUUUCCCCAGAUAGAACAGGUUUACAGAAUGUGUCAUCAGUCAAGACUAUUCAAAAAUUGUAUUUGAGAGCUCUCUACCAACUAUUGAAACAGACACAUAAUGACCCAGAUAAAACGUUCAGAAAUCUUCUGAGUCUCCUGCCACUCCUGAACCAGAUCAACCAGAGCCACAUCAAAUUCUUGAACAACAUCAAAGACAAAUCUCCAGAGAUGUUCUCAGCCCACUUCCCACAGCUCCACCAAGAAGUCUUCGUCAGCUAAACACAUUCACCAUCUGAAUACUUUGCAGUAAACACAUACACUAAACUAAUGGCAACUAACACAGCUAUGUGCAGUCUGUGAAAACAAAUAUCUCUCCCUCAGAGAUGCAGCCACUGGACCAGAUCCACUUUAAAGAUGUACUUAUUUAUUAGUCUAGAAUGUAUUAUUUAUUGAUAGUAUAAGUUUAAGUGAGGGGGGCGUCAGUUUUUUAAUUAUUUUUCUUUGGCCAGGUACUUGAAUGAAUAGCUAGACUAGUAGCAGUACUAUUCAUGUCUUUACCUUGCAUGCCAAUUAGUCCUAUUGGUCCCUUAUGUGACAUAUUAUGAACAUCCUUGACAUUGAGAGCUUAUUAUCAUGGAUCAUAUGUCUUCAGAAAUCCAUAUUGUAUCACCUGGUGAUGACUGCACUAUGUCUUGGACAUGCCCCCUUCCCCUACCUCCUCCACCCCACCAUCGAUAUUUAUGAAACUUAUGCAAAUCACUUUGUUUCCUGUCCGAUGUUGUUUAGAUCAGGACCAAAUGCAGAUAUUAUUUAAAGCAAUCGUGUUCACGUGUUGACAGUGUGACAUUAAAAGAAGUAACAAUGUGAUAUGUAGUGUGUGAUGUGGUGUGUGUGGUAUGUAGUAUGAUGUGUUGUAUGAUGUGUGAUGUAUUGUGUGAUGAGUAUAGUGAGAUGUGUUGUCAGUUGUGCAUAUGACAACGAGUGCAUUGUUUGAUCACAAGUUGUAAAAAAGUCUGGCACGCUUGAUUUGCCAGGUAAAAAUGUUUGAAGUUGACUGAAAAACAAAUGUAAAUAGAAACAAAACAAAUCAAUGACGUAUGUACACAUUAAUGUAUGUAAGCUCAUGAACAAAGAAUGUGUGUGUGUGUGUGUGUGUGUAAUGUGCAGAUGUGGCCAUUGGAUUCUCGACUAGAACGAAUGUAAAUGUUCUCCACAAAUGUGAGACAAAAAUCGAGAUAUAUAUAUAUUUUUUUUUUAUAUGUAGUAAUGAACUUAUGAUAUCGUCUCAAUAUUACCAGUUUGUUCUACUUUUUUUACUACUGUACAAUUGUUAUACACACGAGGCACAAAAAAAAAGUUUGUAUUGCAGAAAUAAAUUAUUUUAGUGAACAGA
This is a messenger RNA of Biomphalaria glabrata, 2411 nucleotides long. Its product is annotated as thyroid hormone receptor alpha-like. Gene Ontology annotation, molecular function: nuclear receptor activity; RNA polymerase II cis-regulatory region sequence-specific DNA binding. Lineage: Eukaryota; Metazoa; Mollusca; Gastropoda; Planorbidae. Gene Ontology annotation, biological process: regulation of transcription by RNA polymerase II. Bases 161 to 1297 code for a protein of 378 amino acids. The record is from RefSeq and is a predicted model, not a curated record. Gene Ontology annotation, cellular component: nucleus. The transcript has 9 exons.